This is a messenger RNA of Sebastes umbrosus (honeycomb rockfish), 3255 nucleotides long. RefSeq names its product transferrin receptor 2 (gene tfr2). Gene Ontology annotation, cellular component: external side of plasma membrane. Gene Ontology annotation, biological process: endocytic iron import into cell. The transcript has 20 exons. NCBI's taxonomy places the organism in Eukaryota, Metazoa, Chordata, Actinopteri, Perciformes, Sebastidae. The record is from RefSeq and is a predicted model, not a curated record. Bases 85 to 2457 code for a protein of 790 amino acids.
GACAGAAGAGACGGAGAGAGAGAAGACAGAGAGGACAAAUAAACCAGUUUGAGUGUGACUGAAACUGUCCGUCUGCAGGACGCCAUGGACGCCAUCAGGACUCGUCUGACUCAGUCUUCCUCAGUGGGCGUGGCCGAAGAUGACGAGGCGGGAGGAGCUCAGAGGGUGGAGAUGAGGUUUGUGACAUCCGACGAGGAGGCCGGGCCGAGCACUGACAUCACAGCAUUGGUGCAGCGGUAUCGCCAUGGUUACCGGGGAGCUGGCGUGUUCCUGUGUUUGUGCGGCGUGGUCGUCUUCGCCACAGCGUUCCUAUUGGCCUACGCCGUGUUUGGUGGGCGGUACCACUGCUCUCAGGUGGGGGAGGAGGAUGAGGAGCAGGGGGGCGGGGCCAAACCACCUGCAGAGGGAGGGGCGGGGCUUUACCUGGGAGAGCUGAGGGUGAUGAUGAGGAGGCUGCUGCAGGAUGAAGAUAUCCACAACACAGUCAGUCGAGUCAGCAGAGCGAAUCAUCCUCCGGGUUCCUCAGACGGAACGUCUCUGGCCUCAGAGGUCCUCCGUCGCUUCAGACUGCUGCCGAUGGAUCACACCUGGACGGAGUCUUUGUACGCCACGCUGCAGUUCCCCCACAGGUCUCAGAGGAGCUCUCUGUGGCUGCUGGACUCUGCAGGACUGAUCUUAGAACAGAUUCCCCUCAACCCGUCUGACUACUGUCCAUACAGCGCCACAGGAAGUACCACGGGGGGCGUGGUCUACGCCAACUACGGCCGCCCGGAGGACUUUAAUUGGCUGAAGAGCACGGGCGUGUCUGUGGUUGGCUGUGUGGUGGUGAUGCGCGUCGGCGGAGGGGUCAGUUUUGCUGAAAAGGUCUGGUUGGCUGAGAGGAGCGGGGCGGGUGGAGCUUUGAUCUACCCCGACCCUGCCGACCUGCCGCAGGACCCCCGGCGCCUCGGAUUGAACACGCACACCGCCGUGUCUGAACACGUCCACCUGGGGUCAGGUGACCCCUUCACACCCGGCUUCCCCUCCUUCAAUCACACUCAGUUCCCGCCCAUCCAGUCCUCCGGUCUGCCGCUCAUCCCAGCCCUGCCGAUCAGUGCCACUGUCGCCGCCAAGCUUCUCAGCCAGCUGUCAGGUCCGUCCUGCCCUCCGUCAUGGCGGGGUCGGCUGCCGUAUGUGCGCUGCGUGGUCGGUCCAGAGUUCAGCUCCGGACGCAGAGUCAAGAUGUUGGUCCACAACGUCAUGACGCCGGUCCUGCUGAACAACAUCUUCUCCUCUCUGGAGGGCCGAGUGGACCCAGACCAGUACAUCAUCCUGGGAGCUCAGAGGGACUCGCUGGGUCCAGGAGCUGUGAAGUCUGGAGUCGGAACAGCGAUCCUCCUGGAGCUGGCUCGAACCUUCGCUGCCAUGGUGAAGAACGGCUUCAGCCCCAGACGGAGUUUGCUGUUCGUCAGCUGGGACGCUGGAGAUUUCGGGAACGUCGGAGCGACUGAGUGGCUGGAGGGUUACCUGUCCAUGCUCCACCUGAAGGCUGUAGCCUACUUCAGUCUGGACCAGGCGGUCAUGGGUGACGACGCCCUGUCGGCGUACACCAGUCCUCUGCUGGUCGACCUGCUGGACGCUGCCAUCAGACAGGUGGAGCAUCCUAAACAUGCAGGUCAGACCAUCUACAGCCAGGCGGAGAGAGAGGGAGGCAGCUGGAGGAUAAUGAAGCCGUUGUAUCUCAACAGUGGCGCGUACAGCUUCACGGCGUUCGCAGGUGUUCCAGCUGUGGAGCUCAGGUUCACCGAGGAGCGAGCGUACCCGUUCGUCAACACGCCGUUGGACAGCGUCUCCCGCCUACAGGAAGUGCUGGGGGGUCGUCUGGGCGUCACGGGGCGGAGCUUAGGGGAGCUGGUGGGGGAGAUGGUGCUCCGAUUGGCCCACGACCACAUCCUGCCGCUACGCAUCACUUCCUACGCUCAGACAGUGCUGCAGUUCAGCGCUCUGCUCAACAAGCACUCUGCUGAGCUGCAGGUACGCCACGCUCUCUCACCUCACCUGGAUCACUGGGGGCGCGCACAGUCCAGAGGUUUGUCUCCUCAGUGGGUUUUCAGCGCCAGAGGAGACUACAGCCGAGCAGCCGAGACACUGCAGAGAGCCAUCGACUACAGCGACCUGCACGACCCCACCGCCGCUCGCUGCUACAACACUCGCAUCAUGAGGGUGGAAUACUACUUCCUGUCUCAGUACGUGUCGGUGGUGGAGACGCCGUUCCGUCACGUGAUCCACGGCCGUGGCGACCACACGCUGAGCGCGCUCACUGAGCACCUGACCCUGCUGACCUCUGACCCCGAACGCUUCGACGAGAAACGCUUCAGACGACAGCUCGCCUUCUUCACCUGGACGCUGCAGGGCGCCGCCAACGCCCUCAACGGGGACGUGUGGAGCAUCCACAACACACACGCUUACACACACUGACACACACCUAGUACUAGUACUAGUACUACUACUACUACUACUUAUACUAGUACUGCUAUCAGUACUACUAGUACUGAUAGUAGUACUGACAGUAGUACUACUAGUACUGUGUAUCAGCAGACGCCUCGUUACACCACGAACACUCACUGAUACACAGUACUACUAUCAGUACUAGUAGUACUGAUAGUAGUACUGAUAGUAGUACUGAUAGUAGUACUACUAGUACUGUGUAUCAGCAGACGCCUCGUCACACCACGAACACUCACUGAUAUAAUGAGUAGAUAAUGUUUAUAUCUGAGGGUGAAGUGUGACUCUACUGAGUCUGUGUGGCCCCUGCAGCUGUGAGGAGGAAACCCCACACACCAACAGGUGCUGGAUCAGGUGUUCAUCAGAUGCUCCGGUGGUUCAGGACGCCGACCGCCGGCGUAGAGACGGAGGUUCCACUGCGGGUUCGAUCCCCGCCUGAGGUACGCCGCACAGGAGCAGCGAUCACUGGAGACGGUUGUUGAGAUGUAGCCUAGCCUAGCCUAGCUUAGCUUAGCUUAGCUAGCUGGUCUGGAGAGAGACGAGACGUCCUCAACUCAGGACUCAGGACUCAGGACUCAGGACACAGACAGAUUCAACAUUCAGGUUUUCUAAUGAAUUUAUUUCCGUAUUUGAACUAGUUGUUGAUGACAGACAGCAGCGUCCCCAGAGUGAGGGCGGCGUCCCCAGAGAGACGGCGGCGUCCUCAGAGAGACAGACAGGCUGAUAAAUACUCCGAUACACGUUUAAUAAAGUGAUUCUGUGACGACCUCA